AUGAACAUGUUUCUCCAUAUCUCCAUUUUUACGCUACUGUAUUUAUUUCCGUUUCUCAAACUUAAGUUCGCCCUCGACCGAGUGUCUCAUCUCUCCGCCCACGACGCCCUGACUAUUGUCCGAAGCGCCCUCAGUUUGCCCAAAAUGAUGUAUUUUCUUCGUACAUCCAGCUACAUUAACCCAUCGUUGCUGGGCAGAUUUGAUGAUGUUUUGCGUACCGCCUUGUCAGCCAUUUGCAAUGAACCAUCUGGCAUUUCAGUGCAAGAUGGCAAGCGACCAGACGGUUGUACUCUUACUCCCUGGAGAGCUGGUAAAUGUUUGGCUUGGGAUGUUACGGUUCCUGGUACCUGGGCCGAACGCUACGUUCACCUUACCAGCAAAGAAUGUGGUAUGGCUGCAAUCAGGGCAUCGGACGAAAAAAUUAAAAAAUAUCAACACGCCCUGCCUUCCUUAGAUUUUUUGCCAAUAUGUAUCGAGGUCCUUGGACCCAUGAACCCCAAUACUUCAAAAUUUAUUAAAACAUUGUGUAAAAUGAUUGGUAUUCGGUCAGGUGACAACAGAGAGUUCUUUUUUGCAAUAAACCACAUCUCGUGUUUGUUGCAGCGAUUUCUGCGUGUUUGUGUGUCGGAAAAUAUUAAUUUAAACGCCGACGUGUGA
Messenger RNA from Helobdella robusta, 657 nucleotides. RefSeq lists its product as hypothetical. Bases 1 to 657 code for a protein of 218 amino acids. The record is from RefSeq and is a predicted model, not a curated record. NCBI's taxonomy places the organism in Eukaryota, Metazoa, Annelida, Clitellata, Rhynchobdellida, Glossiphoniidae. The transcript has 3 exons.